AUGAGUUUUGUCAACAACUCCCGCAUGUCCGUCUACUCGACGGCAUCUGCCUCGGCAUCGCGACCGGGGAAUUCGCCUUCGCAGAUAUCCACCACCACCCUGCUCAACACUCUCAACUCGGCAUACAAGAACGGACGCUCAUACAAUCUCGAGGCCAGCACCAGUCUGGUUGUCAACACUUGGGUCAAUGCAAAGAGCAUCAUUGACGAUCGCAUUGGUGGCACAGUCGACCUCGAGCUGGGGCGAAAGGCUUGGGAGCAUGCUCGCCGGAGAGCUGAGGAUGGCUGUAUAGUCCUGGCUUCGCUGCACGACUCGAGCCCCUCGCUCUUCUCUCCCUUCGUUUCCAGCCUGCCUCUGUCACUUCCAGGCAACUUCUACACCGCGCUCGAGGCCCUCAAAGCCUUCACACACUGCGUCACCCCGCUGAACCCCUCCACUCCCCGUUACUCAGCAUUGGCCGCCGUCUUCACCAUCAACCUCGCUGGCGCUGUCGUCGGAGCCGAGAUCAAGCUAUCCACAUCCGGCUUGGACGUUCAACAAGGCCUGCUCCAAGUUCCUGGACAGAGUGGCUUCCGUGCCUUCGAUGUCUUCUACUACCUGAACUCCAGCUCGGCAUCCAGGCAAGAGAGGGAAUACCUGGAUAUCCAAUCCUUGGACAAAUAUGCCCUCCUCCGACGAUCCGGAACAUACGAUCCUCCAAGCUACCUCCCCGACGCCGAUGAUGCCGCCGCAGCUGAAGACUUCCGCUCAAACCUAAAGGCAAUUGGCAUCAAGGGGCAAAAGCUGACCAGUCUCAUUAGCUGUCUCACAGGGCUAAUGAAGCUCGGCAACACCCUCGACUAUUUCAUGGAUGAAGAAUCGCUCGCUUCCGUAUGCGAGGAUGUCGAGACGCUUAUGGAUCUACCCGACGGUACCCUUCGCCACAAGCUGGGCUCCAACGAGCGCGAGAUCGCUAUCGGCGGCAUCUAUGAAGCCAUCGUCGACUACGUUAUUGCCCACGCCAACGCCUCGAUCAAGGAAGAUAUCCGCCGUGCCAAGUCCGGAUUCGCCAUGGACGACAGUGACGGCAGCGGCAUGAUGACACCUGACGAGUCUGAAGAUGGAGACAUUGUCAACAUCACUGUUGUCGAGAUCCCCAGUCGUUCUCUUGCCAAAGCGAUUGCGCUACGCACCGUCUUCGACGACAGCGAAGGCAUCAACGCCGAGAUGCGAGACGAUGGUGUACAAGUACCACCUGUUGGUAACUCCGUUCUUGAGGGUAUGCGCGAGGCCAUACAAAGCUGCACGGUAGAGCUUGGCCUCAAUGGGCCCGCCCUCCGCGAAAAAGAAGCUGAUUUGGAGAAGCGGGAGGCUGUAUUGGAUAAGCUUGCCCUGGAGAUUGCGGAUGAGGACAACUUUUUAAAGAAGACGCUCUACCCGGUACCCAACAGUGGCGUGGUCCUAGGCAAGCACGGCCGUUUCGACCUGGCCAUGACAGUUGCUAGUAGCAGAGUUUGGUUCCAGCUGGCAAUCCAUCCCUCAGAUUCCAUCCCCACCUCGCUGAACCAAGACCUCAACUCUACUUGGCAGGCCGGCGUGGUAUCCCGACAACUUCGCGAGUGGCGACUGCCCGAGUGGGCGAACCGUCGCAACCGCAACCUCGACUUCACCGCCGAUUUCGAUCACCACGAAUUCUACGACCGAUACGCUCCGCUAGGCUGCAUGGACGGCCAAGAGGGUAUCCAGAACUGGAUUUUGCAACGCGGCUGGAGUAACGGUGAAGUCAUGGUAGGCAAGGAGCGCGUCUGGGUUAGGGAAGGCACAUGGUGGGAGGCGGAAUCGCAGCUCGACCUGAAGACGCAAGAAAUGGGUGGUUCUCCCAACAUGCUUGGAGGCAUGAUUGGAGCUGCCGGCAUGGAAAAUGGAUACCCCACUCAGCUCCCACCUACAGCAAGUGCAUUCUUUCCACCUCUUCCGGACAUGUCUGCGACUCCGCAGAACCCCUUUCAAAGUUCUACAAGUCUGGCCGUGCCCGGUGCAGCAGAUGCCAAAUCAAUUGCACCAACUACACGCACUCUUCCCACGACGGCUCCUGGUGAUUACGGUCUGGGAAUGAAGGGUGACGAGAACAAAGGUGUCACUUACUACGACAUGGAGUCAGGUGGUAAUGCCGUCGUCACUGAAACCCCUCUGACCGGUUCUCGAAAGAUCUGGGUCGCCUUCGUCUGGGCCCUUACCUUCUGGGUCCCUUCACCGUUUCUCAACUGGUUUGGUCGUAUGAAGCGACCUGAUGUGCGCAUGGCAUGGCGUGAGAAGCUCGUCUUGUUCAUGCUCAUCAUGUUGCUAAACGCCACCAUCGUUUUCUAUAUUGUCGCUUUCGGUAAACUCUUGUGCCCAAACAAGGACAAGGUCUGGAACACGAAGGAAGUAUCGGCGCAUCAAGGCGAGGAUGACUAUUUCGUCAGUCAUCGCGGUGUUGUUUAUGACCUGACUUCUUUCUGGAAAAAGCAGCACAGCGACUCCAACACCGAGGCUACUCGGGAUCGAAUGAUGGAAAUGGCAGGCGCCAACAUGGACCCAUACGUCGUUCCUCCGCUAUGGAUUGCUUGCCCCAACCUGAUCCCGGAAACCGAUCAAAACAAGGUCCUACAAUUGACUUUCAACGAAUCAACGGCUGAGAGCCUCAAUGCAAUCGCUGUUCACAAGUCUGGUUCGAUGACAAAUAUGCCAGACAGCAACGCUUUGAAGAGCGAGACAUGGUACCCCGACGUCUUUCUCCCUGCUAUGAAGGAAUUCAGGAAAGGAGAUCUCGUCUGGGAAGAGAGCAAGAUCAAGGAUGAAGGUGAAGAUCUGAAUCACAUGUGGUUCAGGCUCGACGAGAGGGUCUACGACUUGACUGACUACUUCGCUACAAUCGACUAUAUGCAAAACCAGCCUCAGUACAACUUCCUCGACGCCAAGCUAAUUGAUAUGGUAAAGAGCAACGCUGGCCAGAAUCUGAAGGAGGACUGGAAUAACAACCUCAACAAGACUACGCAACAGAACAAUCUGCAAUGUCUGGAAAACUUGUUCUACGUUGGCAGAACUGACUUCCGCAAGACGGUCAAAUGCCAGGUCAAUGACUACAUUCUACUCGCCUUCGCCAUCAUUAUCUGCACGGUCGUUGUCAUCAAGUUUUUGGCUGCCCUUCAAUUGGGUUCACGGAAACGUCCCGCGAACCAGGACAAGUUCGUUAUCUGCCAAGUGCCGGCUUAUACCGAAGGCGAGGAUUCGCUCCGAAAAAGUUUGGACUCCCUGACCGCCCUCUCUUAUGACAACAAACGAAAGCUCAUCUGCGUCAUUUGCGACGGAAUGAUCGUUGGUGGCGGUAACGAUCGCCCUACACCCAAGAUUGUACUGGACAUCCUUGGCGUUGACCCCAAGGUCGACCCUCCUGCGCUUCCAUUCUGGUCGGUGGGUGAAGGCAGCCAGCAGCUCAACUACGGAAAGGUUUAUUCGGGUCUAUACGAGUUCGAAGGCAAUGUGGUACCAUACAUCGUCGUUGUCAAGAUGGGCAAGGAGUCGGAACAGCAUAAGUCUAAGCCAGGUAACCGAGGAAAGCGCGACUCCCAAAUCUUACUCAUGAGUUUUCUUAACCGCGUCCACCACCGUUCCGCUAUGAACCCCUUGGAGCUGGAAAUGUUUCACCAAAUCAAUAAUAUCAUUGGUGUUGACCCAGAGCUAUACGAGUAUCUGCUCAUGAUCGACGCCGAUACUAUGGUCAAGCCCGAUGCUCUCAAUCGUCUUGUAGCAGCUUGCGCCCACGACUCAAAGAUUGCCGGUAUAUGUGGAGAGACGAGCUUGGAGAACGAAGACAGGUCAUGGUGGACUAUGAUCCAAGUUUAUGAGUACUACAUCUCGCAUCAUCUGUCCAAGGCCUUUGAGAGUUUGUUUGGUAGCGUCACCUGUUUGCCUGGAUGUUUCACCAUGUACCGUCUACGUACAGCCGACAAAGGCAAGCCUCUCAUCAUCUCGGACAAAAUCAUCAAGGACUACGCCGACUGUGUUGUGGACACGCUGCACAAGAAGAAUCUUCUCUCGCUUGGUGAGGAUCGUUAUCUGACCACUCUGAUGACGAAGUACUUCCCUGCUAUGUCUUACAAGUUCAUCCCUGAUGCGUACGCUCUUACGGCUGCUCCUGACACCUGGAGCAUUCUGCUCUCCCAGAGACGUCGAUGGAUUAACUCGACUAUCCACAACUUGGCCGAACUUGUCUUCCUUAAGGACCUUUGCGGUUUCUGCUGUUUCUCUAUGCGAUUCGUCGUCUUCAUCGACCUCUUCGGUACCCUUAUCCUUCCAUCUAUCUGCGCGUACCUGGUGUAUCUCGUCUACACUGUCUCCACCGGCACGGGCCAAUUCCCCAUGCUCUCCAUCGUCAUGUUGGCAGCUGUCUACGGUCUCCAGGCGCUCAUCUUCAUCAUCAAGCGACAAUGGCAACAUGUUGGAUGGAUGAUCAUCUACAUCCUAGCCUUCCCCAUUUACUCUCUCGCCCUUCCUAUGUACUCUUUCUGGAAGCAAGAUGACUUCUCGUGGGGUAACACCCGUGUCGUCAUUGGCGAGCAAGGAACUAAGCAGGUUCUCACUACGGAUGACGAAGGUUUCGAUCCCAAGGCCAUUCCUAUGAUGCGAUGGGACGAGUACGCCGAGCGCAAUGAACUCCCCGGACGUCGCGGUCUUCCUGGUAUGAGUACCGAGAAGGGUGGAUUCAGCGCAUACGAAGACGAAGCGUAUGAGAUGAACGACAUGCAAUCUGUCUACUCCUCGGUCAAACCUGCCUCUACCAUCAUGUCCAAUAUGCAGCACAUUUCGCACAUGCCUCCGCAGUCGCCUGGUCCGUACCAAGGCAUGCAGACGCGUCAAUCGACCUACUCGAACUUGUCCCGCUACCAAGACAACCCGCACCAGAACCGCGUCAUGUCUAUGAGCAACAUGAGCGACAUGUACAAUGGCAACAACGCCUCGCCAUACGGCCAACGACAAAGCAUGGGCGGCUUCCAGAGCUCAGACAACCUGAUGACUUCGUCUACACCACCUGUUCGUGGACGCAGUCCCCUUAGCUAUGGCGCGAGCAUGUCACGGCCUGGUAGCACAACCAACUUCCAGAGCAUGAUGAACGGACCAACUGACGGCCAAAUCAUCGAGACUGUCCAGGCGUGUCUCAAAGACGCCGACCUUGACAAGGUCACUCGUAAGCAGAUCAUUGCGCUUGCGGAGCAGAGGCUACAGAUGCAGCUCAGUGGCGAGAGGAAAAUUUUCCUUACUCAAGCCAUUGACCAUGAGCUUGCCAACAUGGGAUAA
Molecule: messenger RNA, 5316 nt
Organism: Alternaria atra
Lineage: Eukaryota; Fungi; Ascomycota; Dothideomycetes; Pleosporales; Pleosporaceae
Exons: 3
Coding region: 1-5316 (1771 amino acids)
Cellular component (GO): myosin complex; cell septum; cell periphery
Molecular function (GO): ATP binding; cytoskeletal motor activity; chitin synthase activity
Source: RefSeq, a predicted model, not a curated record